Manduca sexta (tobacco hornworm) is the source of this 9175-nucleotide messenger RNA. RefSeq names its product protein MON2 homolog (gene mon2). The record is from RefSeq and is a predicted model, not a curated record. NCBI's taxonomy places the organism in Eukaryota, Metazoa, Arthropoda, Insecta, Lepidoptera, Sphingidae. The transcript is spliced from 40 exons. Bases 212 to 5161 code for a protein of 1649 amino acids.
ACGUAUGCAGCAGUUUCUCUGGACUAAUGUGAUUUAAUUGUAAAACAAUUCAUAAUUUUAAGCAAUUAUUUAACCAGUUUAAAUGUCAAAAAAAUAAUUUCUGAACUGAAAUCUGUGAUGUCGAUUGUGUACACGGCAUAAUUUUUAAUUUCUUUGAUUUUUUACGUAAAAUGUGAAGUGAAUAUCAGUAUUGUGAACAAUAAAAUAAACAAUGGCAUUCGUGAGUGCAGUUACAGGUGAUGACUCCACGAAGAAAUUCAUGGAGGUCCUCCAAAGUGACUUUAAGACACUGAGUUUGGAAACUAAAAAGAAAUAUCCUCAAAUAAGAGAGGCUUGUGAUGAAGCUAUAGAGAAGCUAUCAUUGGCUGCAAAUAACCCUCAAGCGUCGCUGUAUGGUGUGGUGAAUCAAAUAUUGUACCCAUUAGUUCAAGGAUGUGAGUCCAAAGACUUGAAAAUUAUCAAGUUCUGCCUCGGAACGAUCCAACGUCUUAUCGCCCAACAAGGCAUAGAUGCCAAAGGCGCGCGGCAUGUGGUGGAUUGCCUCUACAACCUGGGACAGAGUGGCGUCCUGGAGCUGAAGCUGCUGCAGACUGCAGCGCUGUUGAUGACAACAUCGGACUUGGUGCAUGGCGACACUCUGGCCAGGACAAUGGUGAUGUGCAUGCGCAUGGUGUCGACUACUGAGACGCGCGACGUGAGCACGAGCCACGCAGCCGCCGCCACCGUCAGGCAGCUGGUGGCGCUGGUGUUCGAACGGGCACUCGCUGAAGCUGAUGGUACGCUGAAAGUGAAUCCGGCGGAUGUGAGAAUUCAAACGAAUAAUAAGGCGCCAAAGGAUCUUAAACCUUGCGCUGUUGAUGCAUAUCUUAUUUUACAAGAUAUAAUUCAACUGAUAAAUGGCGAUGCGGCCCACUGGCUGGUGGGCACUGCUGAUGUGCCAAAGACCUUCGGGUUGGAGUUACUGGAUACUGUGCUGACUGAUUUUUCACCUGUAUUUUUUAAGAUAUCUGAAUUCAGAUUUUUACUAAAGGAACACGUCUGUGCUUUGAUCAUACGAUUGUUUUCCCCGAAUGUUAAAUAUCGGGCCGCAUUCACGUCCCUGCACAUACCGGGCGCGGCGCCCCCCAACACGCAGCCCGGCGCGGGACCCAACAGCCCCGCCACUGGCGACCGGCCGCAUUUCCCCGUCACUAUGCGGCUGCUGAGGCUUGUCUCCAUAAUCGUGCAUAAAUACCACUCAGUGUUGGUGACAGAAUGCGAAAUAUUCCUAUCAUUGACGAUAAAGUUCUUGGACCCCGACAAACCGCUGUGGCAGAGAGCUCUCGCGCUAGAGGUGCUGCACAAAAUGACGAUACAACCAAAUCUGCUGAAGGCGUUCUGCGAGUGCUACGACAUGAAGCCGCACGCGACCAACAUAUUCCAGGACAUCGUGAACGCUCUCGGCGCGUACGUGCAGAGCUUGUUCGUCGCUUCUAACGUCAACACUCCUGCAGGGUCAUCAGGCAUUCCGCAGCAGUCCGGCUUCUACUGGAAGGGCGUGUGGUUGCCUCUGUGCGUCACGUUCGAGCCGGGAACAGCGAAAUCUGUUUAUAUCGAAAUGCUGGACCGUACCGAAGCGCCGACGAUACAAGAUGGCUACGGGAUAUCUGUGGCGUACGCGUGCCUCAUGGAGAUCAUACGUUCCAUCGCCAUUACCGUCGAGGGCCAGGAGUACUUCCGGCUGCAUGAAUUAUACGAUGACACGCAAAACGACGUCGAAGAAAAGGAGAUAAACUCUAACAAAACCACUGCUAACCAAAAAGAAACAACCGAGACUGAUAAAGAAGUGACGAACAACGGUCACAACGGCGAGGCGGAUCAGAACUCGAACCUCGUGCAGAAGAUAGAGAGCGAAGUGGAGGAUAAAGAGCUUCAGCUGAGGCUGCAGUUGUUAAAGUCUUCGUGGUGCGGACUGGUGUGGGGUCUGUCGGUGCUGGCUGAGGCGAGCAUUGGUGAGUUGGAGAACAUUCUGCGCGCCAUACAGACCCUGGCCAGGGUCAGCGGGAAGGUGGGCGCGGUGGGCGCGCGCGACGCGUGCAUGGCGGCGCUGUGCCGCUGCGCGCUGCCGGCGCAGUACUGCGUGCCCGCGCUGGGCGCGUUGGGCGCGCUGCCCUGCCCCUGGCGCCGCGACGCGCCCGCCACCGACCACGACUACCGCCACCAGGUCGUCUGGGUCGGCACGCCGCUGCCCUCCGCCUCGCUACCCACCGGUCAGCAACAAUCGUUCGUGAUGGUGACCUCGCGCCACGUGACCGCGAUGAAGGCGCUGCUGUGCGCCGCGCAGAGGGACGGAGACACGUUCCAGCAGGCGUGGCUUCCCGUGCUCACCACCCUGCAGCACCUUGUAUGGAUCCUGGGCCUGAAGCCGUCCACCGGCGGCAGCAUGAAGGCGAGCCGCGCCAGCGCCGACGCCAACUCCGUCAUGAGCACCUCCGCUGUCAUGGCCGACUUGCCAGGUCAGCAAGUUCCGGUCGCCGAAUCGCUCGGAGUCAUGAGUGCUCUAUCUGCGAUGUUGUCUCGUGUUUUUGAGUCGUCGAAGAAUUUGGAUGAUGUCGCGUUACACCACCUUAUCGAUGCGUUGUGCAAGCUCUCUAAUGAGGCGAUGGAACUGGCUUAUUCUAACAGGGAGCCAUCACUGUUCGCCGUGGCAAAAUUACUCGAAACCGGCCUCGCUAACAUGCACCGCAUAGAAGUGAUGUGGAGGCCGAUUACAAAUCAUCUUCUAGAAGUGUGCCAACAUCCCCACAUAAGGAUGAGGGAGUGGGGAGUGGAGGCGAUAACUUAUUUAGUGCAAGCCGCGUUCCAGUACCAUCACAAUAAUCCAGUACAUGUUACAGAGGCCCGUGAACGUCUUCUCCUAGAACCGUUAGCAGAACUGUGCUCGGUGCGGCAGUGCGACGUGCGAGCGAGACAGCUGGACUGUGCGGCCAGGCUGCUACACUCGCGCGGGGACCAGCUCGGCGCCGCCUGGCCGCUCAUGAUGGAGAUCAUUACGGCGAUAUCCGCGCAUCAUAGCGAGCAGCUCAUCCGGUCGGCGUUCCAGUGCGCGCAGGUGGUGGCGGGCGACCUGCUGGGCUGCGCCGGCCCGCGCUGCCUGCGCCGCGUGCUCAACGCCGCCGCCGCCUUCGCGCUGCAGACCAAGGAGCUCAACAUCAGCCUCACCGCCGUCGGACUCAUGUGGAAUAUAUCGGAUUACCUGUACCACAAUCGCGACAAGCUGGUGGCGGCGCUGGCGAGCGACGCGGCGGUGUGCCCCGAGGUGCCCAACCACGCCGACCUGCCGCCGCUCGACAAGCUGUGGAUGUGUCUCUACAUUAGACUCAGCGAGCUGUGUACGGAACCGCGUGCGCCGGUGCGUCGCGCCGCCAGUCAGACCUUGUUCAGCUGCAUCAGCGCCCACGGGACCCUGCUCAGCAAACCCGCCUGGAGAGCCUUGCUAGCUGUCCUGUUCCCUAUGCUUGAUCAGGUGCAGAAACAGUCGAACAUAGCAAGUUCUGAGAAGGUCGACACAGGAGAACACAUAUUGAUACAUCACACGAGAAACACUGCGCAGAAACAAUGGGCCGAGACUCAGGUCCUCACCCUUUCGGGAGUGUCCCGCGUGUUUCACUCCAGGUUCCAGCUGUUGACCACCGUGGGAGAUUUCAACAGGUCUUGGACGGCAUUACUGGAUUAUAUCACAGACUUCGCGCUUCAAAGAAGUCAUGAGGUAUCAGUGGGCGCAUUGAAGUCGUUCCAGGAGGUGGUGAGCGCGGCGGGGCGGUGGGCGGAGGGCGCCGGGCCGGAGACCGCGGCGCUGCAGCGGCGCGUGUGGGCCGCCGCCUGGGCCGCCUGGACCAACGUCGCCGCGCACCCCGCCCUCGCAGAGCCACAGCAACCGUCGGAAGACGGCAAGCCGGUGGAGGUGUACGCGCCGUCGCUGAACUUCCUCACCACACUCGUGCAGAUCUUCCCGCUCAUAUUCCAGCACAUACGCACCACGUUCACGGAAGCGGACGUGCAGAAGCUGGGCGCGUGCCUGGUGCAGGUGUGCAGCGUGGAGCCCUCGGCCGCCGCCACCGCGCUGGAGGGGCUCGCCAGCGCCGCGCCCGUCAGCGUACACGCGCUGCACUGCCUCGACAUCGUGCAGAAGGAGGCGUGGAGCCGGCACGAGCUGGUGCGCGCGACGUUCUCUGCGCUGGGGUCGCUGGCGGGCGCGCUGGGCGGCGCGGGCGGGGCGCGGUGCCUGCGCGCCGCCGCCGCGCUCUACCGCGCCGCGCCGCUCCCCGCCGCGCCCGCGCUGCCGCUGCUCAUACAGGCGUUACACACGUCAGUGCAGAAAUGCGGGCAGGACAAGCGCAGACGCACCUCCGAACAGGUGGAAGAGGCUGCGCAGAUCUCAUCGCUGUUGUUACAGGUACUAGGAACGUGUUUGCCGCUGGCGAGGGAAAACCCGGAAGAAUACAAAGAGUUUUGGGAGAUGCUCCCCAAAGUGUUGGAGACGUUCCUGUUUGAACCUCCUGCCGGGGGCGGCGGCAGCGCGCGCGCGCUGGUGCUGGCGGUGCGCGAGCUGGCGCUGGGCGCGCGGCCGCGGGCGCCGGCGCCGCUGCUGCGCCGCCUGCUCGCGCUCGUGCGCGCCGGCUCGCUGCACGCGCACAGCCUGCCCGCACAAAAUGACCAAGAAUUAAAAGAAAGAGAAGAGUUCGCGAGGACAUGUUUUGAAACCUUGCUGCAGUUCUCCAUGUUGGAAGACGUGGAUUCACUCACAGGAGUCGAAGAUGAUGCAGAUCCCUUGGCGAUAGUGGCGUUACUGGACAGGUUCCAGGAAGUUAUAACCAAGUACACUCAGGACGAUGACAAUCCGGAGCCGCUACCCAGGCAUCAAGUUUCGGAGAUAUCGUUCGUAUUAAAAGCAAUAGCGACGCUGACUGAGUCGAUGAAGAAGGCGCCGCCGGGGAAAGUCGACGCCGCGGCGUGGCAGAAGUUAAUAGGCCUGUACCCGUGGGUGGUGUCGCUGGCGGCGCACCCGCGCGCGUGCGCGGUGGGUGCGGGCGCGGGGGCGGCGGGCGGCGCGGAGGGCGCGGGCGCGGCGGUGCGGGAGGCGCUGCUGCAGUUCGGCUCGCUGCUGGCCGCGCCCACAUAGCGCCGCGUGCUCUACACCAUACACAUAUAGAGCACGAGGCUCUAGCGCGACGUGACGUCACGCAGCGGCAUCCGUUCACACGUCACGUGCGCGCGUGUGCAUCAAGCAAUGUUAGACAAAUCACAGUCAACUAGUAUACAUAGUAUAGACAAAACAUUGGACUUCCGAUUAGUGGUUUAAAUAUAGUUACGCUGGACGCAUCACGUAGCCAUAAAGGUUCGUUCACAUCCAACGACGUUGAUUCAUUCAGUUCACAACACACCGAUAACGGCUGAUGAAUGUAGUACUAUUAUGUAUAAGAUUUCAAUAAUAACAUUUUGUAUUGCUGUAGAUUUUGAUAUAUUUGGUGUUGUGUUGCUAUAUGAUUAGCUGGAAGUUACCUAGCAAAUUCACUCUACAUCUAAUAUCUUGACCAGGAAAAUAAAAAACUUCGAGGGCGCCACUUUUACGUUUUAGUUUUAAAGUUAACUUAGUUCAAGAAAUGAUUUCCAUAUUUUGCCAUAACAUGGUCAGGUUUUUUAUUUUUCUGGUCAGGUUAUAAUAACCUAACUUUAAACAAGUCACUGUUUUGUCACUAUUCCUCGUGUUAAAUAAUUAAAGAGAGAAAGAGACAAAAUACUGAUUUGUGUAAAUAAAUGAUAAGGAUUAAUUGUCGGCUAUAAUAUAAUUAUCCGCUCGUAUUUUUUUCAAUAAAUUAGUAAUAAGCUAUGUGACAAGACAAAUAGUGUAACAGAUACUCUGAAUAGUCAGUCUUCGUCUUUCAAUGCUAAUUGCAAACUGAAAACAGGUCUAAGUUUAUAUACAUAAGUGUUUUUAUCGUGUGCUCAUAGACUGCGUGGUUUUAUUAAUUAUAGAAGUUUGCUAACACGUUAUACGUCGUCAGAUGUGAACGAACCUUACUGUGUAUAGAUUUUGACGAAAUAUAUAUAAUCAUUCCUUGUUUUGUGUGAAAAUAUGUUUUGUAUAUAAUGAUAUAAUUUUAUUUAAUAUUCGGGUGUGUUUUAAUGUCCGAAAGAAUUUUUAGCCGAACCCGAAUUUCGGCUUGUCAUUUCGGCCUAUAGAUUUUCGUUCAAUUCGGUCAACUAAAACUGACAAUAGUUUGUAUUUUUAUAAAUAUAACUCCAACCAUUAAUCGUUUUCGGUAAAAAUGUUUUAUCACUAGAAAGCGAAGCCGAAUUAUCGCGAAGUAGGCCAAAACCGAAAAUUCUUCGGACAUUAACGAAUAGCACAGUUGACGAAUUAAUUUAUUGAAACGCUAGAUUACAGUAGGAAGUAGAUGGUUUGAACCGCCGAGUUCUAUACAGAGCCUAGAUCCAGGGAUGAUGGAUAGCCUGGAAUUUAUAAGCAUCAGUUUAAUGAUAUAUUUUUAUUCUUCAACUAAGACGGGAAUCCACGAUAGGGUCCAUCCCUACGAAAAAAAUCAUUACCAAGAAAGCCUCGCCAUGUGCUGGUUAAAGGAGGUACUAGUUUCUUGUAUAGACAAAUUUUACAAAACGAAUAACUUAAAAUGGUAUCCGCGAAGCAGGUUUAGUAUUAUCUUGUUCAGGUUAUAAUUUUAUUUAAUUUUUCGGUUUAAUUCUGAUGGUUCAGAAAGGCUAGAACCUAUAUCUUGGAUCCUCAUCUGAAUGAAGAAUAUACGCGUAUAAUUGAGCUCCUGGAUCGCUAUGCCUUAAAUGCUUUGUCCCGGACUUCUACCAAAAUGAAGGUCAUUCAUAUAUUACGUCUUUUACUCGAGAAAAUAACUAAAUAUCUUUAUGUUUAAGUUACAUAAUUGAUUGGGUAUUCCGAUUAUUAUAUUAUUAAUUAAUUUAUUCUAAUUUUAAAUAAAAUUAAUUAAAAAUGAUGUAACGAGUAAUAAGUGGAAGCAGUGAUUGGAAACAAAGACGCAAUAUAUGAAUGAUCCCGAAAAAUACAAUUUCAAUAUUUUCUUACCAUCGCGUAGACAAUAUAUUAAAAUGUGCAUAAAAUAAUUUUCAUAAUUCUUGGCCGUAAAAUACGCCUUUCUUCAAUUAUUAAUGCCAAUAAAAAAGAAUGUAAUUAGGGGGCCUUAUUCCGUCUACGAGGGCUAAUCCGUCUUUUGGCAAUUACGGGCGUUCUAAUCGAAGGAAAGCUUUAGUAGUCGUAAAUAAAUUAAAAUAAAAUGUUUUAUUCAUCACGUAGUCGAACAUAGUUGCACUUAUCAUAUGUCAAGGUACAUGAAAAUAUUUAAUUAAAGUAGCUUAUAUAAACAAAGACAAUUUAUAUGAAAAUAAAACAAAUGAAAAAUUAAGUAAACAAAGAAGCCAGCUCAGGCUGGCAGGAAAGAAGAAAUAAAGUAGGUGAAUUGAGUCUCUUACCUAUACGGCUGUCAAAGCUGACCAUAUAUUAAAACGCCCGUAAUUGCUAACAGACGGAUUUACCCCCAUAGACGGAAUAAGAACACUGACAUACAAAUGAUAUAUCCGAGAGACAAACAUCGGUAACAUUUCCAUACUUGUAUGUUUUUAGUAGCGACAAUGAUUGUGGAAAGGCGUCUUGGCUUAAGUGUUUAUAAUAAAUUUAAAAUAAUGCUGGUUUUUCGUGCAGUAAUAUUAGCGAAUGUUUGCGAUUUAGACUAUCGUGUUUGUUUUACGUCCAAACAAUAGUCCAACUUGAAUUAAAGAUGAUUUUUUUAUAACCUUUGACAAUUGCUUGAUUUCUGCACUGAAUCGUAUAGGAAAUGUAUGUUUAACUCUGGGUCCCUCGUAUUGCAUUGUCUAAGUAUGUAUUCAAGCAAUAGUGUAAGUAAUACGUUUUAAUUUUAAAGAAAUCGACGUGUAAAAUUAUUUGAAUUAUAAUUCGCAUGUAGUGUCUAUGUGUUGAUGCAGUUUCUUGAAAUAUUUUCAAAUUUAGCAUCCAGGGUUUACCAACCAGAUUCAGUGGCGACCACAGCGAUAUCAACCGUAUCACGAUGUGUUAAAGUUCAAUGUGAUACUGUUGAGGUGAACUUGAAUAUUUUGAACCCUGGAUGAUUUUAUUAUUGUUAUGGGUAAGCCAUUUACUAUCAUAGGCUAUACUUCAUUCAAAACAGAAGCUACAGAGUAACCUACUCGUCUAGAACUUAUUCAUUCAAUAAUUCAUUCAUUCAUUCAUUCGUUCAUUCUUUAAUUACACAAAAAAACGUUGUACUAUUGUCAGGACGCACUAUCUAUCUAUCGAAAAACUAACUUUCCUAUAUUGACUGCUACUGUUCUAAGCUUGUAUCCAAAGCUAACAGAUAUGUAGAGUAUUAAGCUAGAAUAGAAACGCCAUAGCGUGAUUGUGUUGUAACGGAGUCAAUGGAUUAGUUAAGACGCGGUUACCGUUUUCAUUUUAUAUAUUUUAUUAUUCGCCAUUAGUUGGAUGCGGCCCUGUGUAUAGCGCCAGUAUCAGUUUAAAAAAUAAUGUUACGUAGUUACUAUAAUAUCCGACUUUUGCUGGUGGGUUUAGGUCUUACGUUGACUUAGUGCGGGCAGACAUCACAUAAUUUGGAAAUUUUCAAAAAAAAAAUUAUACGUGCGCGACAAAGUGACCCCACUACACCUGAUGGUAAGUGGAGUGGUGUCCAAAAGAACUUCGAGUGUCGACAGUUGAUUAUCCCUCGACAGUCGACUCAGUUAUGCCGGCCACAGGCUGAUCCCGGAACUUACGUGGACCACUAAGACGGGUUUUAACGCCUUGUGUACGGUGGUCGUUAUCCGGGCGGAUACAAAAUAUAUCCACCACUAUUGAAUAUAUAAUAUAGAACUGGUAUUAAUGAGUUUGUUUACAGAGAUUAAUCUCUGAACUUGUUACUAAUAUUAAAAAUCAUUCUGCGAUGAAAAACUACACUGUGAAUGAUCGAUAAACCUUAAUAUUUUUAUUGUAUACAAAUGAGGUGAAAGGGAAGAAGAGUUAUAAAAUACUCCCUAUUAUUUAGUGUUGUAUGAAUUUGUAUUUGGAGCUGUUGAUAACACAGGGCUGCAGUCAAUUACAUGGAUCGUGUUUCAUAUAACGAAUAAAUAAAUUAGAACUAAA